Manihot esculenta (cassava) is the source of this 909-nucleotide messenger RNA. RefSeq lists its product as uncharacterized. Bases 221 to 733 code for a protein of 170 amino acids. Lineage: Eukaryota; Viridiplantae; Streptophyta; Magnoliopsida; Malpighiales; Euphorbiaceae. The transcript is spliced from 3 exons. The record is from RefSeq and is a predicted model, not a curated record.
CUAAAAAGAACGGGGCAGUGGAGGACCUGUCACUCUCUCCGGAAAGAGAAAUUUCUCAUUUUCUAGGAAGACGGAUUAAAUUCCUUGCUUUUGAAUUAGAUCUAUUUCUUUGUAGUUUUAGGUAAUAACAAUAAUAAUAGACAAGGGCAGAAAUUAUCAGGAUAAUUAAACCACUUGUUCGAUCGAGGGUUUGAGAGAGGGCACUGCACACAAGAGGUACAUGGAUCAGGUUCUGAAUAAGGUUGGUUCCUAUUGGUUGGGCCAGAAGGCGAACAAGGAGCUCAAUUCCGUCGGCAACGACAUUAACUCACUGUCGAGCAGUAUUGAAGGAGGAGCCAAAUGGUUAGUCAACAAAAUGAAAGGGAAAAUGCAACAGCCAUUGCCAGAACUGCUCAAGGAGUAUGACUUGGCUGUCGGAAUCUUCCCUCGAGAUGCUACCAACUAUGAGUUUAAUGAGGAGACGGGAAAGCUUACUGUCUUUAUUCCCUCAGUAUGUGAAGUGGGCUACAAGGAUUCAUCUGUCUUGCGUUUUUCCACUGCUGUAACCGGGUAUUUGGAGAAAGGAAAACUAUCUGAUAUAGAGGGGAUUAAGACUAAGAUAAUGAUUUGGGUUAAAGUGAGUUGUAUUACCUCUGAUGGAUCGAAGCUCUAUUUCACAGCCGGGAUAAAGAAAACCAGGAGUAGGGAGGCUUACGAGGUCCUUAGAGAUGGAGUGAGUGUAGAGAAGUUCUAAAAAGUGGUCAAAGUGUUUCUUAGGUAUGAUGAUGCUGUGAAUAACAAACUCCGCCAUUCCUUCUGCAUAUGCCUGCCUUUCUCGUUGUACGAUUACCAUGACUGAUUUAAAACUGAAUUUCUUUUCCUUUGUUCCCUGUGGAAGUAUUUAUGAUAUAUAUAAUUCCUUUAUACUAA